GCGGGGAUAGGGCCGGGCUCCUCGCCCUUCCCCAGGCGCCUGCGCACUGGCCGCCGCUCCUGCCGUUACCGCUAUGUGUGGGGCGUGUGUGGAAUAACGUUAUCGCCCAGCGGAGCCGAGAGGCCGGGACCUCCAUCGCAGCCACAGCGACGACGACGACAGGGUGCGGGGAGGACGGCGUGCGGAGACUCCCGGGACGCGCCGCGCCCCGCCUUCCCCGACCGGCGCCUCUCUCCGCGGUGAGGGAAUGAAGGCAGGUAUUUCAAGUUAAACAGUAUAUGAUAGAUUCAAUGCUGAGCAAAUAUGAAAAUCUAUUAGAUGAUGUAGCUUUGCCAAAGACUUCGAAGCUAAGCAGAAAAUGAGCUUAACAUCCUGGUUUUUGGUGAGCAGUGGAGGCACUCGCCACAGGCUGCCACGAGAAAUGAUUUUUGUUGGGAGAGAAGACUGUGAGCUCAUGUUGCAGUCUCGUAGUGUGGACAAGCAGCACGCUGUCAUCAAUUACGAUGCCUCCGCAGAUGAGCAUCUGGUCAAAGACCUGGGCAGCCUAAACGGGACAUUUGUGAAUGAUGUAAGGAUUCCAGAACAGACUUAUAUCACCUUGAAACUUGAAGAUAAGCUGAGAUUUGGAUAUGAUACAAAUCUUUUCACUGUAGUACGAGGAGAGAUGAGGGUCCCUGAAGAAGCUCUAAAGCACGAGAAGUUUACCAUUCAGCUCCAAUUGUCCCAAAAAUCUUCAGAACCAGAAUCAUCCAAAUCUGCUUGUGCCAAAAGCGUGGAUUCGAAGGUGGCAGAUCCUCCACCAGAAGCUCAGCACAAAGCCACCGAGGCCCUGAAGGCCGAGGAGAAGGCCCUGGAUACUUCUGCCAUGCCCCGCGGUACUCCAUUAUAUGGGCAGCCUUCAUGGUGGGGCGAUGAUGAGGUGGAUGAAAAAAGAGCUUUCAAGUCAAAUGGCAAACCAGAAGAAAAAAAUCAUGAAACUGGAACCUCAGGGUGCAGCUUAGAUGCCAAGCAAGUGGAGGAACAGUCUGCAGCUGCAAAUGAAGAAGUACUUUUUCCUUUAUGUAGGGAACCGAGUUAUUUUGAAAUCCCUACAAAAGAGUUCCAGCAGCCGUCACAAAUCACAGAAAGCACAAUCCAUGAAAUCCCAACAAAAGACACACCGAGCUCCCACACCACAGGUGCAGGGCAUGCCUCCUUUACCAUUGAAUUUGAUGACAGUGCCCCAGGGAAGGUAACGAUUAGAGACCAUGUGACAAAAUUUACCUCUGAGCAGCGCCACAAGUCCAGGAAGUCGUCUUUGGGAACUCAAGACCUGCCGGGGAUCCAGACUGGAAUGAUGGCCCCAGAAAACAAAGUCGCCGACUGGCUAGCCCAGAACAACCCUCCUCAGAUGGUCUGGGAGAGAACCGAAGACGAUUCCAAAAGUAUUAAGAGUGAUGUGCCCGUUUACUUGAAAAGGUUGAAAGGAAAUAAGCACGAUGAUGGUACCCAGAGCGAUUCCGAAAACGCUGGGGCGCACAGGCGCUGUAGCAAACGGGCCACGCUGGAGGAGCACCUAAGGCGCCACCAUUCGGAACAGAAGAAGCUGCAGAAGGCCCUGGCCGCGGACAAGCACCAGGACCCGGCAGUCGUAAGUCCCACCGCCUGUAUGAUUGCAUUCUCUGAUGGAGACAGUCCCAGCAAGAGAAGGUCUUGUUCUCUCACUCAGAGUGCGGGAGUCUCAUGUGAGGACACGACUUACUCCGCGCCACUCGCAAAACUUGCAAAACCCCAAUCUCCAGCAGCAGAUGCCAAAGUGGUUUCUUUGUCUUUACAGACUAGCUCUGCGCACCGCAGAGGGGGGCAUGGUGUUCCACAUGGGAAAUUGUUAAAGCAGAAAUCAGAGGAGCCCGCCGUGCCUGUCCCCUUCCUACCAGCUGCCUUGUUAAGAAGUUCAGGGAGUCUUGGGCACAGACCGAGCCAGGAGAUGGAUAAAAUGUUAAAAAACCAAGCUCCCUCUGCUACCUCUGAAAAGGAUAAUGAUGAUGACCAAAGUGACAAGGGCACUUAUACCAUUGAGUUAGAGAAUCCCAACAGUGAGGAAGUGGAAGCAAGAAAAAUGAUUGACAAGGUGUUUGGAGUGGAUGACAGUCAGGAUUAUAACAGGCCUGUUAUCAAUGAGAAGCAGAAAGACCUGAUAAAAGACUGGGCUCUCGGUUCGGCCGCAGUGAUGAUGGAGGAGAGGAAACCGCUGGGCACGCCUGGCUUUCACAAUACGGAGGAAGGCACGGCUGCAUCUGGAAGCAAGCGCUGGGUUUCACAGUGGGCCAGUCUGGCUGCCAACCACACGAGGCAUGACCCAGAAGAAAGGACCAUGGAGUUGUCUGUCCCUGUUCCUUUAGAGAAUGAUGCAGAUUUCAGUGAGUCUGGCAUUUCCGUGAGAAGCAGCGGCUCCGCAGCCUCCCUGGCUGGCCAUGGAGAGAGGAGGCGGCGGACCCUGCCCCAGCUUCCCAACGAGGAAAAGGCUCUUGAGAGCUCCCGAGCCAAGGCCCUGACGCCGAGGUCGGAGAUCGGGGAGAAGCAGGACACGGAGCUCCAGGAGAAAGAGGCCCCGUCGCAGGUAUACCAGAAAGACAGGCAAGAUGCCGACCGAGCCCUGGGCAAGGUGAGCAGGGCGGUCAAUGGGGAGACCCUGAGAACCGGGGGAGAUCACAAAGCCCUCCUGCACUUGGGCCUCUCCUCUCCUGGGAAGGAGAGACAUGAAGCCGACAAGGAAGCUUCUUUGGUUAAGCAAACAUUAGCCAAAAUUCAGCACCCAGAGCCAACGGAACAGGCACAGUGGGCACCUACUAAAUUAGCUUCCAAAAAUGCGUCGGGUCCGGUAGAGAGAAGUAGGGAGGAAUCCCUUAGACAGGACUCACAGCCUCAUGAAAAAAUCCCGGGACAUUGUGCAAGCAAAGGAGAGAGGGCGAUGCCAAGUGAGGGCAAGCGCAGAAAAGCCGACGAGCUUCUGAAAGGCCACCCUCCCAAGGGAGGGGACAAGAAGGACUCCUCCAAGCCCUUAGUGCGACAAGGCAGCUUCACCAUCGAGAAGCCCAGCCCGAACGUCCCCAUCGAACUGAUCCCCCACAUCAACAAGCAGACGUCAGCGACACCCCCUCCCUUAGCGUUGGCAUCCGCCAGCAGGCUACGCGACAGGAGUGACUCUGUGGACGCCGACUCCAGUCUGGACACCACCCUCAUUCUGAAAGACACAGAAGCCGUCAUGGCUUUUCUGGAAGCGAAACUGCGAGAAGAUAAUAAAACUGAUGACGGCCCAGAGACCCCCAGUUACAAUAGAGACAACUCGAUCUCCCCGGAAUCGGAUGUGGACACAGCCAGUACCAUCAGCCUGGUCACUGGAGAGACAGAGAGGAAGUCAACCCAAAAGCGGAAGAGUUUCACCAGCCUCUACAAGGACAGGUGUUCCUCCGGGUCUCCGUCCAAGGACGCUGCCAAACCCUCUGGUGGUGCUAGGGAGAAGGGGGAGAAGAAAACAAAAAGCCGCUCCACGGAUGUCGGGUUGAGAGCAGAUGGGCGGAAAUUUGUCCAGUCCAGUGGGCGCAUGAGACAGCCUUCGGUAGACUUGACAGACGACGACCAGACCUCCAGCGUCCCUCAUUCUGCCAUCUCUGACAUUCUGUCAUCUGAUCAGGAAACUUACUCUUGUAAACCCCACGGGAGGACUCCACUUACCUCAACUGAUGAGCACGCACAUUCCAAGCUGGAGGGAAGCAAGGGGACCAAGUCCAAGACGUCCCCGGUGGCCCCCGGCUCGGCCAGUAAGUCCACCACCCUCCCCAGACCGCGGCCCACCAGGACUUCCCUCUUGCGCCGCGCACGGCUUGGGGAGGCUUCAGACAGUGAACUUGCCGAUGCCGACAAAGCCUCUGUUGCUUCUGAAGUGUCCACCACAAGUUCAACGUCCAAACCCCCCACGGGAAGGCGGAACAUCUCGAGGAUUGAUUUGUUGGCUCAGCCUCGGAGGACGAGGCUCGGCUCACUGUCCGCUCGCAGCGACUCGGAGGCGACCAUCUCCAGGGGUAGUGCCUCUUCAAGGACCGCAGAAGCCGUCAUUCGAAGUGGAGCCAGACUGGUCCCGUCGGAUAAAUUUUCUCCGAGAAUUCGAGCCAACAGCAUCUCGAGGCUCUCAGACUCCAAGGUCAAAAGUAUGACCUCAGCGCAUGGCUCACCUUCAGUAAAUUCAAGAUGGAGGCGCUUUCCCACUGAUUAUGCUUCCACCUCAGAAGAUGAAUUUGGAUCAAACCGUAACUCCCCUAAACAUACCCGUCUACGUACUUCUCCAGCCCUGAAAACCACGCGAUUGCAGAGCUCUGGGGCCGCCAUGCCUACGAGUUCUUCGUUCAAGCACCGGAUCAAAGAGCAGGAAGACUACAUUCGAGACUGGACUGCUCACCGAGAGGAGAUCGCCAGGAUCAGCCAAGACCUUGCUCUCAUUGCUCGGGAAAUCAACGACGUAGCCGGCGAGAUAGACUCGGUGACGUCCUCGGGCACUGCCCCUAGUACCACAGUAAGCACUGCCGCCACCACCCCUGGCUCUGCCAUAGACACUAGAGAAGAGGUAGGAGAGCCUCAUGGAGAAAUGCAUAAGUUGGUUGAUCGAGUUUUUGAUGAAAGCCUCAACUUCCGAAAGAUCCCGCCAUUGGUUAAUUCUAAAACACCGGAAGGGAACAACUGUCGGGCUAACGAUUCAAGGCCUCAACCGCCAGAGCCUCCUGAUCACUUAACAAUCACGAGGCGGAGGACCUGGAGCAGAGAUGAGGUCAUGGGAGAUAACUUGCUGCUCUCGUCCGUCUUCCAGUUCUCCAGGAAGAUCCGACAGUCCAUAGACAAAACAGCCGGGAAGAUCAGAAUAUUAUUUAAAGAUAAAGAUCGGAAUUGGGAUGAAAUAGAAAGCAAGCUAAGAGCUGAAAGUGAAGUUCCCAUUGUGAAAACCUCAAGCAUGGAGAUUUCUUCCAUCUUACAGGAGCUGAAAAGAGUUGAAAAACAGCUGCAAGCGAUCAAUGCAAUGAUUGACCCGGAUGGAACCCUGGAGGCUCUGAACAACAUGGGCUUUCCCAAUGCCCUCUUGCCGUCUCCCCCCAAACAGAAGUCCAGCCCCGUCAACAACCACAGCAGCCCGGGGCAGACCCCGUCCCUUUGCCCGGCCGACGCGAGGGUCCUUCAUCCUGCCGCCAUCUCGAGUUCAGCUGAGUUUGAGAACACGGAGUCGGAAGCUGACUUCAGCAUCCACUUCAACAGGUUCAACCCCGACGGGGAAGAGGAGGAGGUGCCGGCGCCGGAAUGACUCUCUGGGAAGCAGGCACCUGGGGAAAGACUAGGAACUUUGGAAGCAGCAUAGCGUUGACUUGCACAAAACAAGACAGCUUGGUCAAGUACAAUCUGGCUCUCUCUGGCUUUUUAAUUUUAUUUAUUUAUUUUCUCCUAUAAUGUGGCAUCAGAUCCAUCCUUUCAAACCGCCCGGGGAGCCACUCGGGGCACAUGUAGGAAAAAGCACAUCGUGCCAAUGUCACCUUUUGUGGUUUCAUGAUUUUCAAACUGAACUAUAUCAUUGCAUCCUCUCCCUUCACAGAUCUUUGUUUUUGGUGAGUUUUUUUUUAAGCCAUGCUGUGACCUACAAGCAACCUAAAUACCUACCAUUUCUGACCCCCGUGUCCUCUGUGCCAAGCUGCUCCCCAAAAUGGACUUUCUCUCCAUCUGUACAGAUUUGUUACACACUUAUAUUUGCUUCUUAAUAACAGGAUUUAUAUUAGCACUCAUGGCCAUUGGAUACAGUGACAUCUAACUGUCCACAGUCCAGCUGACCUUUCACAAGUCGUUCUUGUGUUCUGAAAUUUUCCAACAUGUAUGUGAUUUAUGUAACUCCGUAGCGACAUAAAUUGCCUUGGGGCUUACGGAGAUGAACUAUUAUGUUUGCACUAAGAUUCGCUGGGAGUGGUAGGUGGACAUAGCUAUAUAUCAGUCAGCACUAACCGCCUUUUGUACAUAGGAGACUGAUGAGACUAUUUGCUCUAACCCACAGCAUUUUACUCCACUUGCAAAGAGAUGAAUUUGGCACUUUUUUCAAUAUUCUUUGUUUUUUUUUUUAAUGGAAGUGAGAGUUUGUCUCUCAUUUUAGGGCAAAUGAUAAUUAGAAAGAUUAGACAGAUAGUUUAGGUGGAGUAUAUUUUUAAAACUAAGAACAUGUAUAUUGGUCCGGUGUUACCAAGUUUAUAUGUGACAGUUGGAAAAAAAAUCCCCUUGCAACGAUCAUGCAGUGAAAAUUUUCUUCAUUAGGAGACCUGGAGAAGCAGUAGCCAUGAGAUUAGUUGAUAGUUUCACCCCCAAGCAAUGAGUUGCUUGUGUGAUUCCCUGUAGGACCCCGUAGUGAACCCUGUGUGUCUGUCUUACUCAUUUAUAAGGACCCUGCAAAGCGACAUGACAAAGGCGUGGGCCUGUGUUACUAACCAGGAACCCUAUGAAAAAUAUCUCCUAUUAACCUCUUCCUUUCUCUUUCCAGUAAGGUCACGUUUGGGUAAGUUGAAAAAGAAAGCGGUUAUCUUCAUGUUUCCAGAACACUAUAAUUUGGGUGAAUCUAAUUCAUGUAUUAUUAGCAGACUUGGAGCUUCCCCUUGACCCCACCAGUCUAUAAAGAUUAAAGUGCAACCUUUGCAAAUGUAUGAAAUGGUCUUUAAUAUUUCAGCAAUAAUCCCGUGCUACAUUUGUUUUAAGAAACAAACUGUGUACACUUCAGAAGCUUACAGGAUUUGACAAAUCCUGUACCAUUGGGCCACUUAAUAAAGACGCAAAAAAAAAUUUUUUUUUUUUUUUGGUAGAGAUGUGCAAAAAAAAUCUGCAGUGUAAUGGAUCUCAUAUUUUUCUUCAAUUUUUUUUUAAAGGGUAAAUGAACUGUUCUCCUAAUGAAGCUAAGUUGCCCAUGCUAAUAAAGGAAACUGGAAAAAAAGGUUUUAAAGAACAUGAUUGGAAAGAUACAAGUGCUUUGAAGGAAUAAAAUGAAACAUUAAAACAGGGUCAGUCCAUUUGAAGAAAAAAAUUCAAACAUAAUCACCAUUGUUCCCUCUUUUUUCAAUUGUUUGGGUACCGAUCCUAUCCACUUGGAAGUAGCAGAUAAGGAGCUUAGGAAAAUAUCAGCGUCUGUCUACUUUCAUUAUUGUUUAAGUGUUUACACAGUUUUGUUUAAAGAUAAACAUUUGGCCUUUUACUAUGUUAUUUUUAUUUUUUAUGAAUACAUUAUUCUCCUUAUUUAUUUUUGUUACAUUUAUUACUUAUGUUAUUUUGUUAAUGCAUUUACAACUCCAUUUUUAAAUAAAGUGUUUCUGGAACUUUA
This is a messenger RNA of Myotis daubentonii (Daubenton's bat), 7366 nucleotides long. It is a transcript of the gene CEP170, whose product is annotated as centrosomal protein 170. Gene Ontology annotation, molecular function: protein binding. The transcript is spliced from 20 exons. The record is from RefSeq and is a predicted model, not a curated record. Gene Ontology annotation, cellular component: centriole. The coding region runs from base 359 to 5326 and encodes 1655 amino acids. Lineage: Eukaryota; Metazoa; Chordata; Mammalia; Chiroptera; Vespertilionidae.